UCCGUUAGCACAGCCCUUAGAUGUUCUCCCUCACAGAGAGGAGCAGGAGGAGACAGACGCCGCCGGCUGGGCCGCCAUGCAUUCCGUCGGCAGGUCGUGGCUGCUGCUCACCGGGUUCAUCCUCUUCUACAUCAUCUACCUGCUGUUCGGAGCGCUGGCGUUCUCCAGCAUCGAGCGGCCGAUGGAGGACAAACUGCGCCACGACAUAGAGAGGCUGAAAGAAGAGUUUCUGAACCAGAGCUGCGUCAGCGCCGCUUCCCUCGAACUGUUCCUGAACAAAGUUUUGACGGCCAACAAGUACGGCGUUUCUGUGCUCCACAACUCCUCAGCGAGGUCCAACUGGGACCUGGCCUCCUCCAUGUUCUUCGCAAACACUCUGGUCACGACUGUGGGCUAUGGUCACCCCACUCCUCUAUCUGAUGCUGGGAAAGCCUUCUCCAUCGUCUAUGCUCUGAUAGGAGUUCCCUUCACCAUGCUGGUGCUCACCGCCUGUGUGCAGAGGUGCAUGCAACCUUUGGUCCUCGCUCCCGUCAACCUCCUGCAGCGCUCGGGCUUGAAGCCCCGCCCAGCUACCGUCUUGCAUUUCAUCCUUCUCCUGAUCGUAGUGGUUCUGUGCUUCUUCUUGGCGCCUGCAGCUGUUUUCAACGUGGUGGAGGCGUCAUGGUCGUUUUUAGAUGGCGUCUACUUCUGCUUCAUCUCCCUGUGCACCAUCGGACUCGGGGAUUUCGUUCCAGCCGCCCAACCUGGGCAGCAGUACAGAGCGCUGUACCAGCUUGCUGUCAUGGUUUACCUAUUUGUGGGUCUGAUGAUGAUGUACCUCCUACUGCGGACCUUCCACAAGAUGGCCGACGUGCACGGCCUGACCACCCUCCUCCAGCUGCCGCGCUGCGAGGAGUCCGUCCUGGAAGAGGACACGGAGCCCAUCGUCAACAACGGCCCAUCUCCUCGUCUAAAAGACAAGCCAGCCUCCAAACCUCUGGAUCCGGGAUCCCAGCCGUCAUACAACUCCAUCAACAAAGGCUGAGCCAACGCAGGAAGGAGCGAGAAAGCGUUCACCUCUAGAGAUCUUUCAGGAUCGAUGGGCUGUACCUGAAAUCUCUUAAUUUGUCAUAAAGCACAAAAAAAACGCAAGGGAUUAAAGAAUUGAGGUGAGGCUUAAGAUUCUGCCUUUGUUGGAGGAUAUGAAGUUUUCAAGCUGAACUCUGAACAGAAAAACUCUGCAGAAGGCUGCACCGGUUAAAAUGCACAGAAUGUUGUUUUUACCUCAACACUGACAUGAAUCUGGUUUGUUUACGGUCUUUAAAACAGAAACACGGGGGGUUUAGUCAACAGUUUUUUGUUUGUUUUUUUAAUCUCUUUGGUCUAUUGUGCAUUAUCCUUAUUGUUUGGGCCACAGGUUUCUAAUACUCAAUGUUUUUUUUUUUUAACAGAAUAGCAGUUUGCUGACCACAUAGAUUCUCUCAUUGCCAGUAGUUGUCAUCCUUUGGCUUUUGAAGUUUUUGAAUAAAUGUCAAAGCCCUGACUCUAAGGUUGGGGAAAUAACUGUUACUGGAUCACAUUUCCUGACAAAUCGGUUCUUUGGAAGAGUGCAUAAAACCCCAGGAGGGCACUGUUGGUGUCUGGUCGUUUGCUGCCCUCUAGUGGCUUAAAAUGAUAAUGGAUGUGUAGUGUAUAUAUCCUCUAACAAUGGGCCACACGGUUUCAUUAUAGUAAAUUUUAAAUUGAGUGUUGGUCAUAAGACUUAAUAGUAGAUGUCAAACACAGCCUUGACUGGACCUGUGAGAUUCAAUUAGGAGGAAUACUUGAAAUAAACUAAUUGGGAAAGGUUAUAGUUGUAGGGUGGAAAUUAUGACCAUGUUGCUUUGUGUGUGUUUGUGCUGUACUUUGUAACAAUAAUUUCAUUUGAUUGUCUUGCUUAAAUAAAAGUUUUUGCUUGUGAAGUUGC
This is a messenger RNA of Cyprinodon tularosa, 1945 nucleotides long. RefSeq names its product potassium channel, subfamily K, member 6 (gene kcnk6). Gene Ontology annotation, molecular function: potassium ion leak channel activity. Gene Ontology annotation, biological process: stabilization of membrane potential; potassium ion transmembrane transport. The record is from RefSeq and is a predicted model, not a curated record. The coding region runs from base 77 to 1024 and encodes 315 amino acids. Lineage: Eukaryota; Metazoa; Chordata; Actinopteri; Cyprinodontiformes; Cyprinodontidae. The transcript is spliced from 3 exons. Gene Ontology annotation, cellular component: membrane.